UCAGAUAUAAGCAUUAGAUAGGAAAGAUAUGAUGCAAUUCUUGUCUUAGAACUGUUAGGAAGACCAGGAUUAACAGUAGAAUUCAAUCAGACCAGGUAAACAGUUCGUUAUCUCACCUGGCUAUAGUAAUCUUGAACGUCACCUCGACAUUAGUGGUAUGUCUAUAGAAGAUAAGUGUGGGCCUAUCUCAAACAGGACUUAGUGGUGAUGUGGCACAAUACCAGGUUAGAAGUCAUAUUUAUUUAACACUAUUCGAUUAAAGGAAUCAUUUUAUGUAUAUUGUGAAAGAUAUGACACAGUUUUGACGUGAUGUCACGGACUUAACCUGAUUUAUAGUAAAUUUAUAGUGUUACAAACAGAUCAUACAAUAGGACUUUAUUGUGCAGAAAUCCAGAUUCUUAUCAUCGGUUUCACCAGCAUCAUGACAUUAUAAUAACCACGACGUACAUUAUUCCAAGGUGCUAAAUUAAAACAAUGGCUAGCUUCUUCCGUCGAAAGAAAGGACUUAUAUUCAAAUUUGUGAUAGGUGUACCAAUAUUAUGGUUUGCUACAGUUUUACUUAUGACAUAUCAGGGAUCUUGGUCUCAAGACAAUCGUGUUGACACUGAAAAACGGAACAAUGAACCAGUUAUAAACGCUCAACAUGUGCCUGUGAACCGCCAUGAUGAUUUUAGAGGUCAUGAUCAGAGCAUUCACCAGGAUGAGCAGCAAAGACUAGCAAGAAAAAUGGAGCAAGAAAAAUUAAUUAAAGAACGAGAAGAGAGAGAGAAAAGAAAUAUUGAAUUAAUGGAAAAACAAAAAGUGGAAGAAAUUAAGAAUAAUCCAGUUUUGAAAUUUCGUUCAGGAGAAAGUGAAGUAGAGAGAGUCAAAGUUGACCCAAAUGCUCCAGGAGAACAAGGUAAAGCAGUAGAUAUAGAUAAAGAUAAAUUGAGCCCCGAGGAAAGGAAGAAGUAUGACGAUGGAUGGCAGAGAAAUGCCUUCAAUGAAUACGCCAGUAAUAUGAUCUCAUUACAUAGGAGUCUGCCGGAUGUCAGAGAUGAAGAGUGCAAGACCCAGAAAUACCGAGAUAAUUUACCGGACACCAGUGUUGUUGUAUGCUUCCACAAUGAGGCUUGGAGUGUUCUGUUGAGAACUGUUCACAGUAUUAUAGACAGAUCUCCACCACAUUUGUUAAAGGAAGUCAUCUUAGUAGAUGAUUUCUCAGAUAUGGAUCAUUUAAAGAAGCCUUUAGAAGAUUAUGCAGCCAAACUUAAGAAAGUGAAAGUAGUACGUACUAAACAACGUGAAGGAUUGAUACGAGCUCGGUUAUUAGGUUACUCAGCAUCUACAGGAACUGUGCUCACAUAUCUAGACUCCCAUUGUGAAUGUGCUGAAGGCUGGCUUGAACCUUUAUUAGACAGGAUAGCAGAAAAUAAAUCUAUAGUAGUUUGUCCUGUUAUUGAUGUUAUUGAAGAUUCUUCCUUCAAAUUUCAAUAUGGCAGUGCUAAAAGUACAAGUGUUGGAGGCUUUGAUUGGAAUUUACAAUUCAACUGGCACGCCAUCCCAGAACACGAACGUGAAAGGCGUCAUUAUAAGGAUUAUGCCCCUGUCAGGUCCCCCACUAUGGCAGGAGGAUUGUUUUCUAUAAGUAGAGAAUAUUUUACACAUUUAGGAACCUAUGAUCCAGGCAUGGACAUAUGGGGAGGAGAAAACCUAGAACUGUCCUUUAGGAUAUGGAUGUGUGGUGGCACAUUAGAGAUAGUUCCAUGUUCUCAUGUUGGUCACAUUUUCCGUAAAAGAUCCCCAUACAAAUGGAGGACAGGUGUCAAUGUUGUGAAGAAAAAUUCUAUACGAUUAGCUGAAGUCUGGAUGGAUGAAUACAAAAAUUAUUAUUAUGAAAGAUUUAAUUAUGAUUUAGGAGAAUAUGGUGAUGUAACAGAGAGAAAGGCAUUAAGGAAAAGUUUAAAUUGCAAAAGUUUUGAUUGGUUUGUCAAGAAUAUAUAUCCAGAUUUGUUUGUACCAGGGGAUUCUAUAGCAUCAGGGGAGAUUCGAAGUAAAGCUAAACCAAUGUGUGUUGACAGUUCAGUUGAUUCACAUAAUAUGCAUAAACCAGUCAACAUGUGGCCUUGUCAUAAUCAAGGUGGCAAUCAGUAUUGGAUGUUAAGUAAGACUGGAGAAAUAAGGAGGGAUGACGGUUGUCUUGACUUCUCCGGUGGAGAAAGUAUAAUUAUCUACCCUUGCCAUAGUCAGAAGGGGAACCAACAGUGGGAGUAUAGAGAGGACAAUACAAUAUUUCAUUCUAAUACACAGAAAUGUAUGGAGGUUUCAUUAGAUGGACAAAAAUUAUUAAUGAAAUCUUGUACUGGAAUAGAUAGACAGUUAUGGCAAUGGAAAAGAAAAAAGCAAUAACAAAUGCUGUGACUAGAAUUUUAAUGAAUUAAUCACCAUGUAAACCAGUCAUUAUCAUGGAUCAUUAACCUCCAAGGUGCAACAGUCUAUAUUCAUUCAUUUAUUUGGGUUGGCUAUAUCAUUGAGUUUGUAAAUAUCAUUUUGUUGUACAUUAGUCCCCCCUUUUAUGAGGCCAAGUAGGUGGCCUUUUGAUAAAGUGUGGUUGACAAUGGUGACUGAUAAAAUCACUGUGAUACCUCAACUAUAUACAAUGAAACUGACUUUAGAAGAGGAAUUGUCUCCCUUGAGCCACUUAAUUUUGGGGAACACUGUAUAUAUAAAUUAUCUGUUAGAUAUCAUUUACGUUAGUGGUUAAGAAAUUAUGGGUUUGAAAUCUCAGUUUAACUAUGGUUGAAGCUUAGAUAUAUAUUCAAAUAUUUUAUUAUAUUUAACUAAUCAUACAUUAAAUAAAAAAAAUCAGCUUAAAAAAAUAGUUACAAUAUCUACCUUUGUUUUAAUUAUUUGACUUAGCUCUAAAAACUUCAGAAUGUAGGUUCAGCAAUUAAUACUUCAUUUGCAUAAAUAGAUUUAACAUGUGAUUUGAAAAUAUAAAUGACCUAGUCUUGAGAAUACAGGCACUUAAGAGUCUACAAAUCCUUCCAUUCAUGUGAAAUAGAUAACUUAUUGAUGCAUUUGGAUAUUUUAAGUUCAGAUAUUUCUGAUAAUUGAAUAAAUGUGUGUCAAGUGUCAAGUAUUCACAAAAGAAUUCAAGUCCAACUGAAGUGAUCACAUUGUGUUAAAGUUAUUGGUCUUUUUUCUGCUGUGCAGAAUGAACUAUUAUGAGUAGAAUGACCUAUUGUUUCUUUCUACUUAAUAUAUGGUGCAUAUACUUAAAUACUUUAUUGUUAUUGUACAUUUAUAUGGAAUUUUAUUUUAGAUUUGUUGUAUUAUUUCUACUGUUCUGCAUAUUACACACAGAACGUGACACUUUUAUACAAUAAAAUUAGGCUGAUAGGAAUAAAACACAUUCUGACUUGUAGAAAUGUAAAUUUCUAUACCUUAAACUUGUCAAUUUUCAAUUGAAAGGACAUAUCCUGAAUAUUAAUAAACAUCUAUAAAAGGAAGAGUUGUAAUUCUUUUUAAAUCUCAAGUGAAAAUGGAUGUUAUAUCCUCAGAUAGACUUUAGAAGUUUUUAACUGAACUUAUCUUUAGAAAAUUAAAUUGAAGACAAAUCAAAUAUUGAACUGGUCAUUCAAUCAGACAAAAUACUUUUAUAAUAAAACCAUAUGACACCUCAGACUACCUUUUUAGUCUACUUACAGGUACUUUACUAUUGUGAAUGACAUUCAUUCAAGUAUAGAGUUGAUGAAUACAAAUACUUUAUCGUAUUAUUAUUAAUUCUUGCUUCACUUUGUCCCUAGUUUCUACAUGAUAUAAUGUUCCUCAUUUGUUAUUUGUAUAUUUUAUAUGUUAAACUUGUGUGUAAUCAGUACAAGGUAUCAUGUUCUUAAGUAUGUUAGUGUGUAGAUUUGUCGAGCUUGUUAUUGUCCUGUAAAUGAAGAAUCCCUAAGUAUCAAUUAAGAUAGUCAUUAGACUUUCCAUCAACGGGUACACACAGGCAUUACUGAAAUUCAAGUCAAAUUAAAUCAAGGCUUUCCAAAUGAAAGAGUCAAAAUAGAACAAUAGAAAGGUUCUUUUCAUGAACCAUUACCCUUUUAGACCCCUCUCAAGAUAUUCCUAUUCCUUAUAGGACAAGAAUUGAUUUUCAAUGCAGUCCUAAUCUUAGUAAUUUGAACCCUACUAAAAGCCAUCCCUAUUAUCAAGUCACAUGGUUUUUUGUAAAGGAAGUGAGGCUUCUGUUCACAAAGUGGACACUGAUCUUUUCUACAGAGACUAUUUAAGGGCUGACCUUUUUGUUAACAAUCUAUUAUUUGUUUGAUUUAUUGGGCGUUAGGACAUUCCAUGAUUGGUGUAAUUUGUUUGGCUGUUGUUUAUAAAAGAAGCUGUGAUGGUUUUUAAUUACAUUCCAAAAUUUUAUUUUUGUUGACUGAUUUAUAUAUAUAUGUUGACUCAGUCUGAAUGGUGUGAAAGUGAUUAUGAAUGGGACACAUUUAACUUACAAUUUUGUCUUGCCAUAUAAGUUUAUAUAUUAUUGGAAUUAGACAUUAUAUAUAUAUCUGUGAAGAUUUAAAGAAAAUAUAUCACCUUUUAAAACAUUCCUUGUGAGAAAAGAGCUCUUUCACCUUUAACUAUUGUCCAAUUCAGACUUUUUGUAAGAGAUUCAGUCUUAUGGUCAUUGGAAAAGCAAUUUCAAGGGUUUUGAAUGUCCCAAGAGGUUGUUAGAAAUACAAUACAACAUUUGUUAUCCCUUUUAAGUAAAAUGUAUAUAACAUGCAGUUGAUGUGUGUUCUUAAGUCUACUUAAAUAUAUAUAUUAUAUAUAAAACCACAACGCUGAUGUGUAUUGUGUUCUUAAUUUACAGAAUCAUUUGUGUGUAUCGACUUGGCUAGAUGUGUGUGACGUAUUUGAUAUGAAAGUAUUGAUAUAUAUAUAUAUUCCUAUGUUACACCACAGUAGUGGGGUUGUUUAUGUGGUAACUUGUAGGUCAUGGUAAAUAGUUUGCUUCCUUAGAUUACCUAGUCAUUAUUUGUGGGAUAUUUUUACAUGGUAUACAAAUUCUACUGCAAAUAGUUGUGUUCAGACAUUUAAUGGGAAAUUGUUUUAAGCAUUUGAUUUUAUUGUUAUAUUCAUAAAAAUGUUUAAAAUAAAGUCUAUAAUGCACAAUUUUAUUUUUUUUCAACAUUGGAAAAUUGGUGAAAAUGAUUGAUUAUUUGCAGUUGAAAAAUGGAUUGUCCACACAGGAAAUCCAUGUCAAAAAAUGUAUAUAUUUUUUUAUUUUAUGUGGGCAUAUGUUUGUAGAAUACUAUUUCAUUAAAUCAUGCAUGAUAAAUUUUUGUUUGUUUAAAGAAAUGAGCAUUUAAAAUCAUCUUCCACAUGCGAAAGAAGCUAUUCUUUCCAAAUUCUUUCCAAUUGAUAGAAAAUCUGUAUAUUAGACAUCCUUGAAGGAUAUAUGUUUUGAUGACACCUUAUUGGAAAGGACUAUCCAUUCCCGUUCAAGUAUUGUAUACAUUAUGAAAUCCACACAUAUAUAUAUAUUUAUCCUUUAUUAUUUAUUUGAUGCAAAGAGAAAUUAUUGUCAAUGCAAACAGUAUUCACCAUGAAAUAUUGAAUGUAUAGUGUUUUGUUGGAGAGUAUAGACAUACUAGACCCUAAAUAUUAAAUUUAUUGUGUUUUGUUGGAGAAUUCAUGCUGAAAUAUUGAAUUUAUUGUAACACUUUUUGUCAGUGGUAUAUGAUUAAAUUAUAGAUGUGAUUCUGCUGGGGUUGUUUGUCUGGAGCAAGUAAAUUAAUAGUGUUUUUUUCAGAUAAUAGUAACCCUCUGGUUUUAAGGAUGAAGUGCCAUUUACAAAAUUUGCCUGCUAAUGCCUACUUUUCUUUUCAAAACUUUAUUUUUAAAAACAUAACAAUCAGAAAACAAUUUCUUAAAUCUUUUUAAACCAAUAUUGUUUUCCAUAUCUUAUGAAUGAAAAAGAGGUGCCAAUGUUAAAUGAAUGAAAAAUCUAUGAAAUUAUUUCCUGCCAGUUUUUAAAUGGAUUAUUAUAUCUUAAAUUAAAGCACACACCUUUUUAUUAUUUUCUCCUUUUUGGGUAUUUAAAAAACUGGUAAUUCUUCUCAAAAGUUGCAGGAAAAAAUGAAAUAUAUAUGACUUUGGAUGUAUGUUUUACUCAUAUCGGAAGUAGAAAAAGUAAUCACCUUCUAUGCCAAGGAGGGAGUAAAAUGUAUAUUCACAAUCAACUGUUUAUAUAUAUUUGUUAUUUAAACAAUUGUGAUAUUUAGUUAGUAUAUAAGUGGUUAUACAAAAGAUAACUGUUUUUGAAAGAGCUUAUAAGUUACAAUUUGUUUUGUUUGUACUUAAUGCAUUCCGUUGAUGAAAUAAUUAAAAAAAAGAAAUGGUUUAAAAGAAUUUUGAUUUACUGAUAAACUAUAUUUUGUGAUGUUCACGAAAUAGAACUUUGACUUUUUAUUAUAGAAUCUAUUUAUUCUCAAACUGACCUACAAUCAGUAGUUUCUGUUUUAACUAUUAUUGCAUUCAUUGCGAAUUUGUAAAUACAAAAGAGACCAAUAAACCAGAAUAAUGAAAUGUUGCUAUCUAAGGAUUAGAGGCAGCAGACUGAAAUUCAUACUCUCAAAAACAAGCAUUAAUUCUAGGACCUUUUAUUUAAUUUCAAAUUUUUAUCCAGAUGUCAUGUAAUAUCCUACACAAAGUAAAUAUAUUGAAUAUUGUUUUUGAUACUUAUAUAAGGAGUGAAUUUAUUAAACAGUACAAUUUAUUCAACGUGGAAAUAUGUGAAAUUUAUUUGUAAAGCCAGAGAACUAGGAAGUAACUGGACGAGACUUUGUUUUCCUCUUGUUUAUAAAGCACAUACAUAUAAAUGUUUUAUUUUUGAAAUUAUACUUGAUCAACAUAAUUGACACAAUAUGAGUAUGCUACAAUAGUUUUUCAUAAUUGUAAGAUUAAUUAUUCGUUAUGAUAGAUGAUUGAUGAAAAGUGUGAAUAUGUCUGAAUGUGAUAAAAGUGUAUAUUGAUAAAACUGAUCUGUGCCUUCAAAAUAAAAAUAUACACAAUUCAA
Mytilus trossulus (common blue mussel) is the source of this 7057-nucleotide messenger RNA. RefSeq names its product polypeptide N-acetylgalactosaminyltransferase 5-like. Gene Ontology annotation, biological process: protein O-linked glycosylation. Lineage: Eukaryota; Metazoa; Mollusca; Bivalvia; Mytilida; Mytilidae. The coding region runs from base 475 to 2388 and encodes 637 amino acids. Gene Ontology annotation, cellular component: Golgi apparatus. Gene Ontology annotation, molecular function: polypeptide N-acetylgalactosaminyltransferase activity. The transcript has 14 exons. The record is from RefSeq and is a predicted model, not a curated record.